Molecule: messenger RNA, 255 nt
Organism: Ilex paraguariensis (yerba mate)
Lineage: Eukaryota; Viridiplantae; Streptophyta; Magnoliopsida; Aquifoliales; Aquifoliaceae
Source: the annotation of a GenBank genome assembly
AUGAAGGACACAUCAUGGUGGUUGUCACAAGAGGCAGUACUGCAACACUACAAAGAUUCAGAGGAUCAGUUGCAUGAGAAGCUAGGAGAGAUAAGACAAGAAGAAGAAAUACCUCCCAAUUCAGAUGUCACUCAAGAGCGGACAUCUACAGUAAGCAAUGGUGAGUUGGAGCACCACAAAGGGGAUCAACCAGAGAACGGAAGUUCGAACCUGAAAUAUGUAAAUAUAGUUCUAGAGCGAAAGAAGAAAACAUAA